CACAGUUCUUGAAUUCCGAAUGGUGGCUUCACUUACACGUGUAAACACACGUGUCGAACAACAUCAUCAGCUUGUAUUUUAUUUCUUUCUUUUCUUCUUUUCCUGGUAUUCGUAUAUUCGUUUUAAUCACUUAGUUUACUCUCUCUCUGAAGCUGUAGAAGGUUAUGCCGGAAAGAGCCAUCCAUUUCACCCCAUUUAGACAUAGCGAGCAAUUGCACACGAGAAAACAACGGCAAACGGCCCCGGACGAUGGGCUCUGUCUUCUCUCGUCCCGCGGCGGCUGCCGCAACGCCCACGGUGCUUCCGACUCUGACCAUCCGCAACCUCACCGUCACUCCGCUAGAGCUGAGGCUGGUCGAGCACCUGAAGUCAGUCCAUCAUCAUCACCCGCACCUCCACAAGCCCAACGGCCUCGUCAAGACCUCGUCACGCUCAAGCAACCCAGAGCAGUCGCACGAACAACCGGAUGCGCCAUUACCGUCGACGGCAACGCCCGUCAGCGGCACCAUUGAGCCCUUCUCGGAGUGCCGCACCGCAGUUUACGCCCCGGAUGCGGCCCGUCAUGAGCAGCUGCGGCUGACCUUCGAAGACCCCGCCACCGGACACCGCUACAGCGCCGACAUCCCAGGCUCGUCGCGGCGGAGCAUAGUCCUCAAGGCGCACCACCCCGCCGGUGCCGGGGACGGCGAGACCAAGGAGUUCACGGCCAUCUACCUGCCCGAGCACGCCUACCUCGCCCUCUUCAGCUCGGCCAACCUCUCCUCCUGGAUGUCCACCCUGGACCCGGCCCUGCCCCUGUCCGCCCUCUCCAUCCCGGGCACCCACAACUCGCCCACCUGCUACGUCGCCCUCCCCUCGGUCCGCUGCCAGGCCGUCUCCGUCCUCGACCAGCUCAACAACGGCGUGCGCUUCCUCGACGUGCGCGUCUCCUGCCCGCCCUACCGCGCCAGCACCGUAUCCGCACCCUCCAAUUCUUCCCCAAAGGGAGGGGAAGAAGAAGAAGGAGAAGAAGAGCAGGAGGGAGGAGGAGAAGGCACGCGCGUGCCGGAGCUCGCCCUGGUGCACUCGGCCUUCCCCGUGUCCCUGACGGGACCCAAGUACCUCUCGGGGCUGCUGGCGACCGUGUACGACUUCCUGGCCGCGCACCCGACCGAGACGGUGCUGCUGUCGCUCAAGCGCGAGGGCACCGGCCGGGGCAGCGACGCCGACCUGGCGCGGAUCCUGCACCGGCACUACGUGCGCCCGCGCCGGGACCGGUGGUACACGGCCCCGCGCGUGCCCACGCUGGCCCAGUGCCGCGGCCGCGUCGUGCUCGUCCGCCGCUUCGGCCUCGGCCGCUCCCCCGCCGCCGUCCCCGCCUCCGAGGCCGGCAUCGACGGGUCCGCCUGGCCCGACAACGUGGCCGACGGCACCUGCGGCAGCGGCACCAUCCGCAUCCAGGACUACUACGGCGUCGGCAGCGGCAGCGACAUCCAGAAGAAGCUGCGCUAUGCCCAGGAGGGGCUGGCGAGGGCUGCCGCGCAGGCGCAGGCGGUCGUGGCCGAGGUGCGCUCCUCCUCCUCCUCCUCCUCUUCUUCUUCUUCCGCGGCGGCAGCCGCGACGACGCCUCUACCACCACCGCCGCCGCUGUUUAUCAACUUUUUGAGCGCGAGCAACUUCUUCAAUGCCAGUUGCUGGCCGGAACGGAUCGCUUUCAAGAUCAACCCUUCCAUGAUCGAGUAUCUGUGCAUGAAGCACGGUACCGAAGGGAAAGGGUCUGGAGAGUUUGGCGCCGGAGACGCAGUUACGGGCAUCGUCGUGACAGACUGGGUUGGGCACCGCGGAGACUGGGACCUCCUGCGAUGCAUCGUGGGGUGGAACGCCAGGUUACAGCUGCGGCAGUAGGGUGCUCAGUUGUUCCAGGUGCUGCAUCACUUCACUAUCACAAGGCACUGGAGAGAUUGUGGCGCAGCGAGAGACUAAUUUGCGUUUCUUUUACAGAGACCAUAUACACUGAAAUCUACUUAGAUAUAGACUAAUGUGUAUUUAAACCGUACCAACAGUCAGGAUAGAGGAAGGAGACCUAGAGCUUACUCCGAAUGAGCACCUCUUCUCUAGUUCCUAUGGCAUACAAAUUACCUAUCCCACGGAUGAGUUAGCGCUGCUUCUAGCGCGUCGCGGUGGAAAAAAUCAUUGUGAAGGAAGUUCAAGUUCAGGCUCAUUAAAUCAGAUUUUGGAGAUUGUUCAUUUCCGCCCAAAAGGGCGGAUCAAACAGUGUGAAUAACCGAUCAUCAUUUUGAAAUGUGUGUCAUGAACAAGACAGCUAGAAGAGCGUAUUACCUUGUAAGUAUUUGAAGAGAAAUAGUCAAUCAACAAAAGAAAACUGUCUAAGGGCAAGGCACCAAAUGUCGGUCGACACUAAAUCGAGCGUUAGCCGAGAGCUCCAGGAAUACCAAGGCCCAAGGAGU
Molecule: messenger RNA, 2447 nt
Organism: Thermothelomyces thermophilus ATCC 42464
Lineage: Eukaryota; Fungi; Ascomycota; Sordariomycetes; Sordariales; Chaetomiaceae
Exons: 4
Coding region: 250-1884 (544 amino acids)
Biological process (GO): lipid metabolic process
Molecular function (GO): phosphoric diester hydrolase activity
Source: RefSeq, a predicted model, not a curated record